CUCUGUACUCAGCAGUCUCAGGCAAGUGACAGAAUAAUCUGAAAACCUGGUCCAGAGGGAGGAAACGUAGUGGCCAGGGAUCAGAAGCGUGUGAGGGACCUAUGAAGUAUUCAUUCUGCAAGUAUUAGUUCUUUCCUCUGGGAGAGAUACUGGGCUUGCCCACGCCUUCCUGAGUCCAUGGUUAAGACUCCCGCUGGGCACCAGCGGAUUCCUGGUGCCCAGAGCCCGGUUCCUCCUACCGGGUGCGCUGGGAAAAGGGCUGCUCCUGACAGAAGGGACACUCUAAGAGCAGCCCAGGAACCGGUGCACUUGUGCGGCCUCGGAAGAAGCCGGGGCUCCUGGAGGCGGAGGCGAGGCCUGGGACCCAAUAAGAAGGGCGCGGCUAGAGAGGAGGGGCUGGCCAAAAGCCCUUGAAAUAAGGCCCAGGCGGAACCGCGGUUCUAGUCUCCCAGCUCCAGCUCGGCCUUUGGGUUUGCUGUGGUGUUCUUGUCUCCUGCAGGACUGGCCGCAGCAUGGACACUCCCAGGCGGUUUCCGACGCUCGUGCAACUGAUGCAGCCAAAAGCAAUGCCAGUGGAGGUGCUCGGUCACCUCCCUAAGCGGUUCUCCUGGUUCCACUCUGAGUUCUUGAAGAAUCCGAAGGUAGUUCGCCUUGAGGUUUGGCUGGUGGAAAAGAUCUUCGGCCGGGGCGGAGAACGCAUCCCGCACGUCCAGGGGAUGUCCCAAAUCUUGAUUCACGUGAAUCGAUUGGACCCUAACGGCGAGGCUGAGAUCUUGGUAUUUGGGAGGCCUUCUUACCAGGAGGACACAAUCAAGAUGAUCAUGAACUUGGCUGACUAUCACCGCCAGCUCCAGGCGAAAGGCUCAGGAAAGGCCCUCGCCCAGGAUGUCGCCACUCAGAAGGCCGAGACCCAGCGGUCUUCAAUAGAAGUCCGGGAGGCCGGGACGCAGCGUUCGGUGGAGGUCCGGGAGGCCGGGACCCAGCGUUCGGUGGAAGUCCAGGAGGUCGGGACACAGGGUUCUCCGGUGGAGGUGCAGGAGGCCGGGACCCAGCAGUCUCUCCAGGCUGCCAACCAGUCGGGGACCCAGCGAUCCCCCGAAGCUGCCAGCAAGGCAGUGACCCAGCGGUUUCGCGAGGAUGCCCGGGACCCAGUUACCAGAUUAUGAUGGCAUCUCAGGCCCUGGAGCCAGAGCCAGUCAGGGGUUAAAGUGAAAGCCCGUAUUUCCUCCCAGAAGCUGGGGUUGGGGAGACUAUGUGGAUUUUUUGUUUUACCCUUUCUGUUGCAUGGUUGCAAACACAAACUUGAGUUCUAAUAAAGAAUUGCAAAGUGGAAGCCCGCCUCCCGCCUCCCCCCCGCCUCACUUAAGUCCAGGAAGCUGGGGUGGCGAGGAAGGAUGAUGUGGAUUGUUUUUGUUUUACACCUUCUGUUGAAUGGUUGCCAACACAAACUUGAGUUCUAAUAAAUAACUGCAUUUC
Messenger RNA from Gorilla gorilla gorilla (western lowland gorilla), 1476 nucleotides. RefSeq names its product KH domain containing 3 like, subcortical maternal complex member (gene KHDC3L). The transcript has 3 exons. Gene Ontology annotation, molecular function: RNA binding. NCBI's taxonomy places the organism in Eukaryota, Metazoa, Chordata, Mammalia, Primates, Hominidae. Gene Ontology annotation, cellular component: protein-containing complex. The coding region runs from base 513 to 1166 and encodes 217 amino acids. The record is from RefSeq and is a predicted model, not a curated record.